Molecule: messenger RNA, 1797 nt
Organism: Lactuca sativa (garden lettuce)
Lineage: Eukaryota; Viridiplantae; Streptophyta; Magnoliopsida; Asterales; Asteraceae
Product: phytoene synthase 2, chloroplastic
Biological process (GO): biosynthetic process
Molecular function (GO): geranylgeranyl diphosphate synthase activity; squalene synthase [NAD(P)H] activity
Source: RefSeq, a predicted model, not a curated record
AACUUGAAGGCUGAAGCCUAUUGUGUGGUGAAACGACUACAGUGAAUUUACUACAAUAUGUGGACACAAAACAGACACCACUCGAUACUCAUAUCUUCCCAAAUUUCUCAUUUAGAAUGAUCCUACCUUCUCCACCAUACUUUUAUUCAAAUCCCUUCUUCAUUCAUCCACAAUAAUCUCCACUUCUUCGACUUCUCUCAAUCUUUGCUUCUUUCUACAACAACCCUUCAUUUUCAAUCAACAAAACUACUUCAGAUUCUAAGUAAAGUCAGCAGCUUUCUGGUUAAUUCAUUAUCUUUCCACAUGAAUGUGAAGUGCGUAUUCAUUUAAAAUCCCAGAAAACGUGUUUUUCAGUGUUCGAUUGAACAUACACGAUUCUUUUUUCUUCCAUUUUCACAUAUCAUGUCUGCUGCCAUGAUAGGAGUGAUUUCCCCUAAUUCCGAGGUGUGUAGUGGAUUGGGUUUCUUGGAAACAACAAGGGUAGUAGAUCCAUUAAGAUUUUUAACGAAAGAAAAGGGGUUUUUUAGGGGUGAAAGAAUCAAGAAUGCUAGUAGGAAGCAUAAGUGUUAUUCUUACUUUGGUGAAUUGGGUUUUUUGGGUUCCAGAAAAUUCGAUAUGGUUUCAAGGGUGGUGGCUAACGCUUCUGGGGAUUUGGCGAUUUCAUCGGAACAAUUGGUUUACGAUGUCGUUUUGAAGCAAGCAGCUUUGGUUAAAGAACAAAUGAGAUCCAGAGAAGAUAUGGAGGUGAAACCAGAUAUUGUUCUUCCUGGAACACUUGGAGUAUUGAAUGAAGCUUAUGAUCGAUGUGGUGAAGUUUGCGCUGAGUAUGCCAAGACUUUUUAUUUAGGAACAUUGUUGAUGACACCCGAGAGGCGAAAAGCUAUAUGGGCGAUUUAUGUAUGGUGUAGAAGAACCGAUGAACUCGUCGAUGGGCCUAACGCAUCACACAUAACUCCAAAAGCAUUAGAUCGAUGGGAAUCAAGAUUAGAUGAUCUUUUCAAUGGACGCCCUUUUGAUAUGCUUGACGCUGCUUUAUCAGACACCGUUUCAAGGUUUCCUGUCGACAUUCAGCCUUUUAAGGAUAUGAUAGAUGGAAUGAGGAUGGAUCUGAAGAAAUCAAGAUACGAGAAUUUUGAUGAGCUUUAUUUGUAUUGUUAUUAUGUGGCUGGAACUGUUGGAUUGAUGAGUGUUCCAAUAAUGGGAAUCGAUCCUGAAUCUUUCGCAUCAACUGAGAGUGUUUAUAACGCUGCUUUGGCUUUAGGGAUUGCUAAUCAACUCACUAACAUUCUUAGAGAUGUUGGAGAAGAUGCAAGAAGAGGAAGAGUGUAUCUACCACAAGAUGAACUAGCAAAAGCAGGAUUAUCAGAUGAUGACAUAUUUGCUAUGAAAGUAACCGAUAAAUGGAGGAUUUUCAUGAAAAAACAGAUUAAAAGGGCAAGAACAUUCUUUGAUCAGGCGGAAGAAGGUGUUACACAGCUGAGCUCCGCUAGUAGAUGGCCUGUUUGGGCAUCACUACUAUUGUAUCGACAAAUCCUUGAUGAGAUUGAAGCGAAUGAUUAUAAUAACUUCACGAAAAGGGCGUAUGUAAGCAAACCGAAGAAGAUCAUUGCUUUGCCUGUUGCUUAUGCAAAAUCUCUUGUGCCACCGUCGUCAAGAAAGUUGGGUUCAAAUUAACAUCAUGUGAUUGGAGGGUAAAUUUGUAAUUUACUCUUAAUAUAUAUAGUUGUAGAAAAUGAGGAUGGUCAACAUCUGUAAAUCACAAAAUCUUUGUUGUAAUGCAUGACAUAUUUUAGAUCA